Molecule: messenger RNA, 2258 nt
Organism: Rubroshorea leprosula
Lineage: Eukaryota; Viridiplantae; Streptophyta; Magnoliopsida; Malvales; Dipterocarpaceae
Source: the annotation of a GenBank genome assembly
UGCAGAGGCAAGUGGGUUGGCUUCUCUCGUUCUCUCCCUUGAUUUCUUCCCAGUCAACACGCCAAGCGAGAAACCACCCAAACCCUCAUUCCUCCUUCCAGGAAAAACCUUCUCAGAUUCCCCAUUCCUACGUCUCACAACCAAGUCAGCAGAUUAAAUUUUCGUCUAAUUUGAUGCAAUCGAACUGAAACCGUCGUCCUAAUCUACGAAAUGUCUUCGGAGAUUGAGGUCGUCGAGGAGGUUCAAUCUUCUUCCCACCAAUCUGGUCGCGGUGCUGCUGCAACCAAUGGAGGAGAGGGAAAUGGUUUUCUUGCUGAUGACAGUUUGAGGAACGAUGUAUACACUGCGGCUGCCUAUGGGGAUUUGGAGAAACUCCACAGAUUGGUGGAGUGCGAGGGCUGCUCUGUGUCCGAACCUGAUGCGCUAGGUUACUAUGCACUCCAGUGGGCUGCUUUGAAUAACAGGACCGCUGCUGCUCAGUUUAUUAUCGAGCAUGGUGGGGAUGUAAAUGCUGCAGAUCACACUGGGCAGACUGCACUGCACUGGAGUGCUGUCCGGGGUGCAAUACAAGUUGCUGAAGUUUUACUUCAAGAGGGUGCUCGUGUGGAUGCUGUUGAUAUAAAUGGUUAUCAGACAACACAUGUUGCUGCUCAAUAUGGUCAGACUGCCUUUCUCUAUCAUAUUGUUUCAAGAUGGAAUGCUGACCCUGAUGCUCCUGAUAAUGAUGGAAGAAGUCCUUUGCACUGGGCUGCUUAUAAAGGUUUUUCUGAUUGUAUACGUCUACUUUUAUUUCUGGAUGCCUAUAGAGGACGCCAGGACAAAGAGGGUUGCACUCCUCUCCAUUGGGCAGCUAUUAGGGGUAACCUAGAAGCUUGCACGGUACUAGUGCAAGCUGGUAAGAAGGAGGACCUAAUGGUUACUGAUAACACUGGCCUAACACCAGCACAGCUUGCAGCUGAUAAAAAUCACAGACAAGUUGCUUUUUUCCUUGGAAAUGCUAGACGGUUGCUUGAAAAACGGUGUGAUGGAAACAGCCAUUUUGGACGACUUUCAAAAUUAGGACUUGCACCCAUACUUUGGCUUGUAAUCUUGCUCCUGCUCAUGACCUAUAUUCAAUCCGUUUUAGUGACAUCAUAUCUGCCAAAUUUAACAACUGCAUCUGGCCUUUUUGCAUGGUUGGGUGUCUUACUAGCAUCUGCCGGGCUGGUUAUGUUUUAUAGGUGUAGCAGCAAGGAUCCCGGUUAUAUCAGGAUGAAUGGUCAUGGUUCACAAAGUAUGAAAGAUGAUGAACCCCUGUUAAGGAUUAAAAUUAAUGAUCCUGCUUUGGUUGCUGGUAACUGGUCUCAACUUUGUGCAACAUGCAAGAUUGUCAGGCCUCAUCGUGCAAAGCAUUGUUCUACAUGUGACCGUUGUGUUGAACAAUUUGAUCAUCAUUGCCCUUGGGUUUCUAAUUGUGUUGGCAAGAAAAACAAAUGGGAUUUCUUUAUCUUUCUUGUUUUAGAAGUCUCAGCAAUGUUAGUUACUGGUGCAGUUACUCUGACAAGAAUUUUGACUGAUCCAGUAGCUCCCUCUUCAUUCGGUGCAUGGAUAAAACAUGCUAGCACUCAUCACAUUGGUGCCAUAUCCUUUUUAAUUGUGGAUUUUUUCCUCUUCUUUGGUGUGGCAGUAUUAACUAUUAUACAAGCGUCUCAGAUAUCUCGCAACAUAACGACAAAUGAAAUGGCAAAUGUAAUGCGUUAUAGCUACCUCAGAGGCCCUGGUGGUCGAUUUAGAAACCCAUAUGACCAUGGAUGUAAGAAGAACUGUUCAGAUUUCUUGAUCCGUGGUUAUAAUGAAGAUGUGGAGUAUGUUGAAGAUCCAGAACAAUCCGAGGGAAUUGGUAUGAGGCAUAUGUCAAGGAACGCAAACAUUCAAAAUGGAGAUGCACAUACUCAUACAAAGGGCAACAGCCAUGUCUCCAUUAAUGUUAAUUCUAAGAACGCCAAUGGGCACCAAGGUCAUGUUCAUUCUUCCCAUUGCAGCCACGGUAACCAUGGCAAGUCAAAAAUUGAGAGGGUUCCGUUGGGUUUGGGUCUUGGUCUGGGACUAGGGCGGAAUAAUGCACGUUCUGUUCUGACUGCAUGACAUCAUGUGUGAUAGAGAGGAUUAAAUGGAUGUGUAUUGUAUCUUAAGCACAAAAAUUAUACAGCCUUUGUAUCGUAAUUUAAUUGAUUGUUGCUCUCUUUAUUUGCUCAAAGAUUGUGCAAGCAAUUCUUAUU